Messenger RNA from Branchiostoma floridae (Florida lancelet), 531 nucleotides. Its product is annotated as UDP-glucuronic acid decarboxylase 1-like. Lineage: Eukaryota; Metazoa; Chordata; Leptocardii; Amphioxiformes; Branchiostomatidae. The record is from RefSeq and is a predicted model, not a curated record. Gene Ontology annotation, biological process: D-xylose metabolic process. Gene Ontology annotation, cellular component: cytoplasm. Gene Ontology annotation, molecular function: NAD+ binding; UDP-glucuronate decarboxylase activity.
CGUCUGUUCUGGAGAGUCACAAUGUCACAGUGGGGUCUCUUCUCCGGAAGUUGGCGGCCAAGUGAAAAAGCGAAGCGAAUUUGUUUCCAAGUUUUCCGUCAAGGUGGAGUUGUUUUGACGGGGUCUCCCCGAUGUUUCGCCCUUGCAGAGAGCCUAGCAAAGCUCCAACAAGCUAGCUAAGCUGUGAAAAAGCGUCAACCGUUCAUGGUUAAGAGGAUACGGCGUGCGCUGAUGCCUGUUUUUGGUUGGUGGGCCAUCAUGUCCCGUAAGACGAAGUAUGUUUUCAUCCUGGCGAUCCUAGUGGCUGCUAUUGUCGUGACCUGGGGAAGAGCUGGGAUCACCAAAGAUGACAUGGAGAGGUUACGCAGAGAGGAACUCAGCAGCCAAAUCAGAGAGGCUUUAGAACCAUUGGAGAAAAGACUAGGCAACUUGGAGAAAGGCGAUAUGUCGAAAGCAGACACGCACAGCUCGGAAGAUUCCAAGUACCCCAAGGUCAAGUUCCUCAUGGAGAAGGACAGGAAACGUAUCCUG